This is a messenger RNA of Malassezia vespertilionis, 3372 nucleotides long. RefSeq lists its product as uncharacterized. Gene Ontology annotation, biological process: protein import into nucleus. Gene Ontology annotation, molecular function: small GTPase binding. Lineage: Eukaryota; Fungi; Basidiomycota; Malasseziomycetes; Malasseziales; Malasseziaceae. Bases 1 to 3372 code for a protein of 1123 amino acids. Gene Ontology annotation, cellular component: cytosol; nuclear envelope. The transcript has a single exon. The record is from RefSeq and is a predicted model, not a curated record.
AUGAGUGCAGUGCCGUUUGGGCCGCACGCACUGCUCGAUACCCUUUAUACCGCGGCCGCAGCGUCUGAUGCAGCUACUUUGAGAGAUUCCAAUGCACAACUGGACUCAUGGGAGGCGCUCUCCACGUACUGGGAGGCGCUCCUGCACGUUGCAUUUGACCGCGGGGUAACGUCUGGAAAAUAUCCCGCGGCGCAGUACGAGCAUAUGCGGCGCCUUGCCAUCAUUCGCUUCAAGAACGGGGUAGCCAAGUUUUGGAGGCCGCGUAUUGUGAACCGCGUCGCUGUGAAGAUCGACCCUGCGACGAAAGAGAGGCUAAGGGCGUCGCUUAUGGGCGUUCUUCACGAACCCGACCGGGUCGUUGCGGUGCAGGCUGCCGUCGCGAUCGCCAAACUUGCACGCCUGGACUACCCUGACGAAUGGCCGCGUCUAAUUCCUAUGCUGCGUGAAGCGAUCCUGUCGUCUAUCGCUACCAUGUGUGCUGGCGACUCGAGUGUGAACACCGCGCGGCAGACCUUGGUCCUUUUGCGCGCGGCCGACGUACUGCGCCAGUGUGUGAAAGAGUUUGGAACGGUGCGUGUACUGGCGGGAAAGUUGCGCAUGUCGGAACUGGCACGUCUGCUGCUCCCUGAAUUGCAGCCGAGUUUUGGCGAGCUGUUUUACAAUACUUUUCCCUUUGGUCCCCACAGCACCCCCGACGCUGUUUUGCGCUGGGCCAACGAACCCGGCAUUGUGGAGCGCAUCCGUGCAGCACACCUGCUUUUCAAAGUCCUGCACCGCUUAUCGCUCGCAGAUUCUGGUGUAAUUUCGUCUAGAAUUGAUACCAGCCAAGGCAAGCCGAACAAUCUCGCGUACAACUUCUUCGUCACCACGCCCAGCCAGCUGCAAGUUCUUGCUGGACUGCGUGACUACGUGGUAGGCUCAGAGGACGCGGCGCUAGGCGCAACUAUCGUGCCGCUGACCAAGUACAUGAUUGCCUACGGCAAGUUUCAUCUUGCGCUGAUCGCCAAGCUCCACAACAAUGUCUCUUUCUGGCCGGCGUGGCCGGAAAUCGCAUGGUGGUACUGGUCUAUUCUUCAGCGCACCGCUGCCGACGGGAGUGCUUUGUCCGUGCUCAAGCCGGAGGCAGCAACAGACGCUGAUAUGCGCGCAGCGCACCCCUAUAAAUGGCUAGUUAUCGCCUUGGUCUUGUUGCGCACGACGCUCUUCGCGUGGAAACGGAACCGGCCAGCAGGAUCAGCAUUUGUCGGCAUGCAAGGCGCUCAAUUCGAGCUGGAUGCGACGCAAGUGCUCCUGAAUUCCUACCUGCGCCUUUCGCAACAGGAUUUGCAGCGCUGGGAAGAGAGUGCGGAGACGUUCGCCAUCGAAGAGACACAGGCGGACCCAAACAUGGACAUUCGGCCCGCCGCAGAGCGCCUCCUCCUUGUCCUUUCGCAGAAUUGCACGCGCGGCGCGCGCAAUGGCGUCGAUCAAGCUGUUCUGCCACACGUGUCUGAGUUUGUGUACAGUAAAUUCGAAGAGGCUGCGACGAUGGACACGCUGUCUUUGGACGCAGUUCUUGCGCGCGAUGCACUUUACACAGGCCUCGGCCUCUGUCGCGACCAGCUGGACCCCGCGUUGUCCGAGGACGAGGUGGGCAGCACACCGCACGACCCUGCCGAUAUGGAUCGCUUGACGCUCGCUAUUCGCGCUCGCUUCGUGCCAGAGGCCAUGUACAUUUCUCCGCGUGUUGACGCAGCAUGGAUCGUGAUGCGACGCCGCAUUGCAUGGCUCCUGUGGGAAUGGAGCGAGUAUGUGCGGUCCGACAUGCGCCAGGAAGUGUACGCUACUUUGGUCAGCUUAAUGGUCACAGAGUAUGGGCGGACUGACGCCGCAGUGCAGCUCGCCGCCACGCGUUCGCUCUCCGCGCUUGCCGAUACCGUCGAGUUUGAGCCCGACGUUUUUGAGCCAUUUUUGGGCGAUGCAUUGGCACACAUGCUCCGGCUUGUUGCACACGGCGAUUUGGAAGAACCUGAUAGUAUUCGCACGGUGGCCAAGGCUCUUUCCGUGAUCAUUGAGCGCGUUGGUCCGCGCAUUGUGCCUUUCACUCCAAAGCUCGUCGAGAUGCUCCCCGUGCUAUGGGAGCACGAUGAUCCUGAAGCGCGCGUCAAGCCGAGCAUUCUGGAAUUUUUGGGAAAGCUGGCGACCGCGUCGAGUGCUGCCUUUGCCAACGACCCUAGGUUGCAGCAUUUACACGAGAUGAUCGUGCGGAUUGUACACGCAAGCCUGUCGCCAGCGCUCGCGCCGCUGCUUGGGUUUGACGGCUUGCUGCUUUUUGCACGUACCGUGCAAGCGACUCCGAACAUGACUGCGCCGCUCUUUGGCGCGCUCGCGCUUGUUUCUCCGUUGGUUUUGCAGCCGGAUUAUGCGCCGCUCGCGUGCCAUGUAUGGGAAGGGGCGUGUCUAUUGGCGCCUGUGGAUGCAUUGCAGCAUUAUGGAAGCGAAAUGUACGCUACGUGUGCCUCUGUGCUUGGAGAAAAAGACAGCCCCGUGGUUCUUUCGCCGCUCACGGCGCUUCACUGCCACUUGCGUGCCUUGUCUGUCGCAGACGCGCCAGACGCAAUACGAUACUUUGCGGAGAUAUUGCACACCACGCACCUCUUCCCCCUUUUGCUUUCCACGCUCCUCCGCGGCGAAGAGACGAGCGUUAUCGAGAGUCAGUUUGUCGUAGUGCUCUGUCGCAUGGCAUUUCUCUUCCCGCUGCCAUUCUUCCUCGAGCUUGUUCGUGGGAGUGUGCCGACGCUGCUGCAAGUAUGGGAGGAUAAGCCUACGUUGCAGGCCACACUUGUUGGCAAGCCAGCUGGGAGUGUGUGGGACGUGCUGAUCCCAUACCUGGUACGGUGUGUGCAAAGUAUGUCGUCGGUCAGCAAAAUGAAGCUUUGCUCUCUUGGCGCUGCGACGAUCUUGCGCGGCGCGGGUCCCGAGGAUAUUCAGGUACUGGCGAAUCUGCCUGCAUUGGUGGGCAUGUGGACCGAUGUGCUGGGUCUGGUUGUAGAAAACGAGGAGGGCGAUUCUUCGGUCUACAACACCGAUCCGCUCCACGAUCGCGUGCCUGGCAACGAGAUGCUGGACGACGAAUUGGAGCUUGGGUUUGACUCGUACGGGCCUUUGGAGGACACGACGCCAAGCGGCAAGCGUGCCGACGCGUUAUUGAGCGAGGAAGCCGCGCGCAAAACACCGCUACGGCCCUACCUAUUUGCAUCGCUAAACAGUGCAUUGGCGGCGCAUCCACCGGGCACUCCAUCGGGCGUCGUGCUUCAGCAGGCGCUGGAGGGAAUAGAUCCGCUCGUGCUGGACGUGCUGAACAAGGACCUUGCCCAGGCUCCCGCAACGUAG